GAAAACUGAACAACUCGCUGUCAGUUUUAGGGAUGGAAUUGGUAGAGAAUUACAUGAGCAGUUGGUUGCACAGGACAAGCAAAAUAAGCACACUAGUUAUAUUUCAGGAUGUCGAAGCAAGUACCACCUUUGGAGAAUCCAGCUUAGUCAAUACUAUAAAAUUGCUUGCCUUUGAGAAGGCAGGCAGGAUGAGAGAGAGAACAGCAUCUCUUUUAUCAAAGAACAAGAAAGAUGAAAGAUGCAGACAGCAAGACCAGAUAAUAAAGAAAAGGAGACAGCAAAUUUAAUAGGACAAAAGUGAUUGAGAGAGAGACAGAGACAGAGGAAAGAAAGCAAGAGAAUGUCUAUAGUGUUUAGCCCCUGUAUUUGUGAAGAAAAACCACAGGUUUUAAGCCAAGUGUAAAAUUCAGUUACUUUAGUGGCUAGAAUGAAGACAGGGAUUAGACAUGAAAUCGUGGCUGAGGAACUGAGACUUGUUGCAGAAAAGAGGAAGAGGAAGGAACAGAAAAGGUAAAGGAAGAUGGUGAGGAAAGAGCAGAAGUGGAUAGGCAGGUCCCUGGUUUGACAUGUACUUACGGGCACGUGAAUCGGUGGUUUUGAACUUCAAUCCUUUUAUGGCUUUCAACCCUGACCCCAAAGCUGAAUAUAAUGACCAGCUUGUGAGAGCAACUAACAUGACUGUUUCUGCUUUGCGUUUCUUGAAGACUCUCAGGGCUGGCUUUUUAGAGCCAGAGGUUUUUCAUCUCAACCCAUCCAAAAGCGACACACAAGCUUUUAAAAGGUUUAUUCGGUUUGUGCCUUCCUCUCUAUCGUGGUUUGGUGCCUAUAUGGUGAAUGCCUACCCACUAGACAUGUCCCAGUAUUUCAGGCUUUUUAAUUCCACACGACUGCCUAAGCUCAGCAAGGAUGAGCUGUUUACAGAUGAAAGUAAGCGGCACUUAUUAGUGCUUAGAAAUGGAAACUUCUAUGUGUUCGAUGUUCUAGAUAGAGAUGGGAACAUAGUGGCGCCUUCAGAAAUUCAAGCACACCUAAAAUACAUCAUUUCUGAUAGCAGCCCAGUUCCAGCAUUCCCUCUUGCUUGCUUGACUAGUGAAAACAGGGAUACCUGGGCACUACUGAGACAAGAGCUACUUGAGAAUGGCAAUAAGGAAGCUUUAACAAAGGUGGAUUCCGCAAUCUUCUGCCUGUGCCUUGAUGACUUUCCAGUUAAAGAUCUCAACCACUUGUCCCAUACCAUGCUCCACGGUGAUGGAGUCAACAGGUGGUAUGACAAAUCCUUCAACCUUGUUUUAGCCAAAGACGGCACUGCAGCAAUUCACUUUGAGCACUCCUGGGGAGAUGGUGUAGCUGUACUGAGAUUCCAAAAUGAAGUGUUUAAAGACAGCACCCAGUCGCCUGCGAUUGCUCCUCCAUCUCAACCUGCUGCAGUUGAUUCUGCCGCAGCUGUACAGAAGCUGAGCUUUAAAUUGAACGAUGCCUUAAAAGAAGGAAUUACCAAGGCCAAACAGAAUUUUGACGCCACUGUGAAAACACUGACUCUGGAGGCCAUUCAGUUUGAAAAAGGAGGCAAGGAGUUCCUAAAAAGGCAGCAGCUGAGUCCUGAUGCUAUAACGCAACUUGCCUUCCAGGUGGCUUUUCUACGGCAAUAUGGCCAAACGGUUGCCACCUAUGAAUCUUGCAGCACAGCAGCAUUCAAACACGGUCGCACUGAAACCAUCCGUCCUGCCACAGUUCACACAAAAAAGUGUUCAGAGGCUUUAGUCAGGAAUCUGCCCAAGCACAGUGCCGCAGAACUGCAGCAGAUGAUUGUGGAGUGUUCCAAGUUCCACAACCAGCUCACAAAAGAAGCUGCUAUGGGUCAGGGAUUUGAUCGACACUUGUACGGCUUGCGAUAUCUGGCAGAAUCCAGAGGUAUCCCUCUACCAGACUUUUACCAGGACCAAGCUUAUGCCCAGAUUAAUCACAACAUUCUCUCCACAAGCACUCUGAGCAGUCCUGCUGUGAAUAUUGGUGGAUUUGCACCAGUGGUGCCUGAUGGUUUUGGUGUUGGAUAUGGAGUUCAUGACAACUGGAUUGGAUGCAAUGUUUCUGCCUACCCGGCUAGGAACGUGCAGGAAUUCCUCCAGUGUGUACACAAGUCACUAGAGGAUAUUUUCAGUGUUUUGGAAGGUAAACUUGGUAGCAAGUAAGACACAUCAGGGCUGGUCUUCUGAAUUUCAGUACAGCACCUAUGG
Lacerta agilis (Sand lizard) is the source of this 2234-nucleotide messenger RNA. RefSeq names its product carnitine palmitoyltransferase 2 (gene CPT2). Gene Ontology annotation, biological process: fatty acid beta-oxidation. Gene Ontology annotation, cellular component: mitochondrion. NCBI's taxonomy places the organism in Eukaryota, Metazoa, Chordata, Lepidosauria, Squamata, Lacertidae. The coding region runs from base 567 to 2189 and encodes 540 amino acids. The transcript has 5 exons. The record is from RefSeq and is a predicted model, not a curated record. Gene Ontology annotation, molecular function: carnitine O-palmitoyltransferase activity.